AUGACAACCCCUAUCACUGGACUUACAAGAAGCGGAACUCUAUAUCGACGACAAGAUAUACCUCACAGCGAUAGCAACUCUAACGAAACCGAAGAUACAAACUUAGACAACAUGUCUAUUAAUGGUAAUGACGUUAAUAACUCUAUUGAACCGGUUGUGCAACUCUCAAGCGGUGCACCGACAGAUACAACCGGUAAAUCAAAACCUAAACAACGGAAGAUACCGAAGUUUAGUGGCUCUUCAGAUUCAGACCUCACGAUAGAAGCAUUCAUAUCGAUGUUUGACAGAGCAUUUCGAUUGAACUCCGAUGACGACAAAGUCGAUGAUAUAAUGGAGUUUCUAACAGACGACGCCGCCAACUACUAUGGCUCGGAUAUCUUAACCGGUUCUGACGUCACAUGGACUCAUGCAAAGCAAUUACUACUAGACCGGUACACACACUCCGACAUACCUCCCGUUGUGGCCGCAAAUAGAAGACGCCAACAAAAGGCCGAAAGCAUAAAACAAUAUUAUGACGAAAAACUAAAGCUAUUACGUCGAGUCAAGAACUACACUGAUAACGACAAAGCCAACCUCCUCACCGAUGGACUCAUCCCUGACUAUCGCGAAUACUUUUAUGGCCGUCGAUUCAAAUCAACCACCGAGUGGCUGGAAAUGGCUCAAGAUAUAGAAGCCGACAAAUCUCGUAAUCGACAUUACAGACAACCCGGCUCAUCACAUUUUACAACCGACAAGAAUAACGAUAGGUUCAGCAAACGUUUUCCCAACAAACGGGAUUCAAAAGACAAGUCUCGCCCACCAUAUUCAUGUCGCAUAUGCCGUGACCGUGGCCUGACAUCGUGGCACUAUCAUAAAGAUUGCCCUCAUAAACCAACCGUACCACAACCGGUUGUCACACCAAACAUUGGUGAUUCAAGUCAAUCAACCGAUACCUCUAAUCAUUACAUACGUCCCCAAACCAUGGCAUCAGCAGCUAAUGUCAAAAGCAUAAUCUUAAUACCGGGACGUAUAGGGAAUUUCGAACUAUCUGCUUUUGCUGAUCCAGGUUCAACAGUGGAUCUAAUGCCACUCUACGUAGCAAAACAUCUACGGCUUCCAAUUAACUAUCGCCGAUCAACAAGCGUAUCACUUGCUCGUGGAUCGAUACGUACCGUUGGUGAAGUAACAUUUAAGCUAACAAUUAAUCGGAUGACACGUACUAUGAAAGCACAAGUCCUUAACGGAUUCGAGUAUACACUUCUCAUGUCUAUCGACUCUCUUGGCCGUUAUGGUGUCAUCAUUGAUACACACUCUAAAACCGUAUCGUAUAAAUGGUCAAACAAAAUACACCCAUUCUUAAGGUCAACCGGUCAUCAUUGCAAUUAUAUGGCCAUUCAACCAACAACAAACCGGUUGCCUACCAUACCUAAUAAAAAUGUGGAUCAACUCAUUCACAAAUAUUCACAAAUAUUUGCCGCCGACUCUACUGACUUAGGCCGCAUUAAAAUUGAAGAGCACAGAAUCGUAUUGACUGACAAUGAGCCUACAGCACAGCGCCCGUACCGUCAAUCAUUUCCAAUGGCAGCUGAAACUGCCCGCCAAGUGAAGGACCUAUUACAAAAAGGACUAAUCCGGGAAAGCGUGAGCCCUUACGCUGCACCGAUCACUUUGGCUCCUAAGAAAGACGGCACAUAUCGUUUGUGUGUGGAUUACCGUCGUCUCAAUACGAAAACUGUCGCCGACAAGACCCCAUUACCGGUUAUCGCUGACGUCAUUGACCGUCUCCAAGGAUCAACUGUAUUCUCAAAAUUGGAUUUCGCUUCCGGUUAUUGGCAGGUCGCCGUCUCACCAGAAGACAUACAUAAAACAGCAUUCGUCACCCGCGACGGACACUAUGAGUGGACAGUCCUACCUUUCGGACUCAAGAAUAGUCCCGCAACUUUUCAUCGAGUAGUGCAUAAGAUUCUCGGAAAUCUCCAUAAUAACGGUGUCAUAUUGUGA
Molecule: messenger RNA, 1980 nt
Organism: Oppia nitens
Lineage: Eukaryota; Metazoa; Arthropoda; Arachnida; Sarcoptiformes; Oppiidae
Exons: 1
Coding region: 1-1980 (659 amino acids)
Source: RefSeq, a predicted model, not a curated record